GUUCAACCCUGUAUCUUCUGAGUUGUUCUGACUGACAAUUUGUUGACAAAAAACAAAAGAAAGAAUUCCUGACUAAUUUGAAUUCUUUGUUUGACUGAGAGAAAGAUGGCCCCUUCCGAACUCUAAUUCCCUUACAUUCUCGCUCUGAAUUUCCCCAAAAACCCUCGCAUUGCAGUCAAUUUCUCUGAAAAUUGAGGCGCUUCACUUGCAUGUCGGACUCCUCAGCUACUGGCGAACUAUGAUGCAGGUGACUGUUUGUCAAACGUGUGGGGACAAAGGUAUCGAAGAUGCUUUGCUUUACUGUGACAAGUGCCAGAAUUACGCUCUUCAUCGUUAUUGCCUUAAUGUACCAGCACAGAAUAUUUUUGAUGAAGAUCUGACUUGGCUUUGUGAGGAUUGUGAUCCAAAGAUUGUAAAACCUUCUAGAAUUGAUAAAUCAGUAAGAUCAACGGAAAUUUGUCUUAACAAGAAGUUCAAGAAGAGGAAAAAGAAGUUCAAGAAGAGGAAAAAGAAGAGUAACAGAAAGACUUUACCUAUAUACAGGGCUAAAAAGAAGGUGCGGAAAUGUGAAGGGGCUAACAUGAAGGUGCAGAUAUGUGAAGGGCCUAACAUGAAGGUAUAUGAAGGGGCUAACACAAAGGUGCAGAUAUGUGAAGGUAGUACCUCUGAACAUGAGGCCGAGGGUAGUAAUGAUUGUGAUAAUGGUCAGAAGCUUGGUAGUCGGUGCAGUGAGGUUCAUAAGGAUGAAUUCAAUUCCUCCAAUGACAUUGCCAAAUCUGUGGAAACCUCUCUAGUUACUACUUGCGACCCUUUAAAAAUCUCAGCAAUCAUUUGUUAUGUUGCUGCACAGCCUAUUAUUGAUCCAAUCUGGAGGGGAAGUCUCAGCAUAUUCAACAAAGACUUCAACAUUGUUAGUGGACUUGUAGCCCAUCUUUCUAGCUUAGCAUGUCCUAAAGUACGUGAGGAGGCAGAAUUGCUACCGUUGCUGCUUUUUCCAGAACUGGUUAAUAGAACAGAUGUGUGGCCCAAAGCUUUCGAGAAGUGUGGACCUAACGAUCAGAGUAUUGCUCUUUAUUUCUUUCCUGAUAACGAAAGAGAUGAGAAGGAUUUUGAUACCCUGGUGGUUAGCAUGAUCCAGGAUGAUUUAGCUAUGAGAGCUGUGCUGGAGGAUGCUGAGCUCUUAGUUUUCACGUCAGUUAUACUGCCAGAGCAGUAUCGAAGAUUUCAGACAAAGUUUUAUUUGUGGGGAGUAUUUAGGGCAAAGCAAUUUCCACAGUUAACAAAUAGUAGUGUUGGUGUCGGGGAGAAAGACGUUGCGAUGCCCUUAACCUGUUACGGGCAGAGUCCAGUUAGUACGUUGAGCAACAAUGUUGAUAUUACUUGUGCUCCCGUGCCUCUGAAUUCAUAUUGUCCAUCGGUCAUGUGAUGUAUUUUAAUCAAACCCUGUAUAUUAUGUUUAGUUUAACCUCAAGAUGCUACUAAUUUUAGUGACGCAUGGAUGUAGUUUUUAGUGUUAAGACUUCUUGUCCGGCCUGUCAUGUAUAGGGCAGCUUUGUUCCCAUUGAAUGAAAACUAAUUGUGAAA
This is a messenger RNA of Malus domestica (apple), 1584 nucleotides long. Its product is annotated as PHD finger-containing protein 1-like. Lineage: Eukaryota; Viridiplantae; Streptophyta; Magnoliopsida; Rosales; Rosaceae. The record is from RefSeq and is a predicted model, not a curated record.